Tetrahymena thermophila SB210 is the source of this 1872-nucleotide messenger RNA. RefSeq lists its product as hypothetical. The record is from RefSeq and is a predicted model, not a curated record. NCBI's taxonomy places the organism in Eukaryota, Ciliophora, Oligohymenophorea, Hymenostomatida, Tetrahymenidae. The transcript is spliced from 3 exons.
AUGAUAAAUGACCAAGCUAAAAACUUACUAAUGAUAAAUAAUGAGGAAUAAUUCAAAUAAUUUACUCGAUAGACUUUAAUUUAGGAUAAAUUUUCAGAGUUUUAAUAUAAUAAAUAGAUAGCAGAGCUUUCAAAUGACAGAAACGAAAAUGUAACACCUAUUAAUUAAAAUACUAAUUGCUUUUCAAAAAAUACUCUUGAAAAUAGAAUUAUAAAAAUUUUGAAAUAAUACAUUUUAAACAAGAUAAAAUUAGAUUCACAAAACAAAGUAAAAAAAAAUCAUUACGAUUAAAAUAGAUUUAACAGUAAAUCAUAACAAAACUAUUCAGUUAACAAUAAUUAAACAAAAGACUUAGAUUUUUUUUAAGACUUAUGUCACGGAAAUUAUAAAAAAAAUGAUGAAUCAGAAGAGAUGAAGUUGUAAAUAAAAAUACAAGCAUAUUAGCAUUAAACAGAUUAUUUUUGUUGUCUUGUAAUCGAAGAAGAAACAUUACAGCAUAAAAUUAAAUCUCUUGAAAUCCUAAAUAAGUCACAUUUAAACAGCUUUUUUAGCUUCUUCAUUUAAACGGGUAGAAAAUUAGAAGACAUUCUUAUUAACAUUAAAAAUGAGUAAUUUGUUAAGGCUGUAAUUGCUUAGUGCUUUAAUGGCAUGAACAAUUUCAAGGACUAUGCCUAUAUUUAAAAAAAUUAAUUCAAAUUAAAUAUUGAAAAGUUAUAGGUGUAGUAAAUAUAACUUGAAGAAUUUAAAAAUCAAAUCUUAUAAAAAUUUAAUAACUAUUAUAAAUAAAUUGAAAUUAAAAUUUAAUUCAUAGGAUGCAAUUCUACUGAAGUAAUUACCACUUAUGUUGAUAAGUUUUAGCAAUUGAUAACUAACUUACUUGAAAAUUCAAUUUAAUCUUAACUAUAACCAUUCACUUAUACUAAUACUUAAUUAAAAAAUCAUAUUAGACAUACUUAGAAAAGCAGAUAAUUUACAGUAAAUUCUUUGUUAUUCAAAGAUAAUAUAAAUAAAUCUAAUUAAGAAACUAGUUUGAUAAAAAUAGACUCAAGUUCAAAGCAGAAUCUUAAUUUUGUGUAUUAUGAGAAAAGAUUUAGCAAUUAAAAAGAAAUUUUAGAUAAGUAAAAUCAUAAAUGCAUUGAGUUACAAAAAAUCGAGUAAGAUAAUUUUGAUACAAGUGUUUAAAAUAAAUAAAUUAUCUUGUCAAUUGAACUGCUAAAGGGCGAAUCUAAAUUAUUUAAUAUAUUCAAGGUAUCGGUACAUGAUAACCGAAUAGGUAUUACUUAAGAAAAAUUGCUAGAAAUUUUAGAUGCAUUAGGAAUCUAAAAUACUGGUUCUAAUUUACAUUAAAAAAGCUUUAAUUUUCUUGAAUGGAAAAUAAAUUAUCAUAUCAUUGGAAAUAUAGGGCCUUUUUACAAUUUUUAUGUAUAAAAUACUCUGAAUAAUGGAUAUGAAUAUCAUUUUUAUAUGUAUUAAGAUAUUAGUAUACUAAAUAAUAGUGCUUUAUAAGAAUAAAGAUAAUUUUAAAACAACCAAUUUACUGAAAGUUUAAACAAAUCUAAUGAGUAAUUCUUUCACUUAAAUAAUAUAAAUAAAUUGUAUAAUGAAAUUUGUUAAUAAAAUAACCAUUUUAAUGAGGAAUCUCUUUAAAAAUUUAAUGCUAGUCCUUUUCUUAACUUUAAUAAUUAAUUUUCAUUAAGCAAAUGCUUGGGAAAGUGCAAUGAAUUUAAUAAUAAUACUGAAACUUAGUUAGAUUAAGACGAAUCAACUUCAGCAUUUUCCAGAAAAAAUACCUUACAAUAAUUUGUUACUCAUUAUAAAGAUUUUAGCUAUCCUUAUUCUAAAAAACUUAUUUCUGAUAUAAAUAAAAACUGA